Trichobilharzia szidati is the source of this 1756-nucleotide messenger RNA. The record is from the annotation of a GenBank genome assembly. NCBI's taxonomy places the organism in Eukaryota, Metazoa, Platyhelminthes, Trematoda, Strigeidida, Schistosomatidae.
AUGCGAAUCCUUAUAUUUUUCACCGUUGGUCUGCUGUUACUUACUUCAGUGGAUAGCGAGUACACCUGCAAAGUAGUCGAAGAUGCUAAACCGGUAGAUGGUAUUCGCUCAAGAAACCCUCCGGAAAUACCAUUUGAUGGUGACAAACGUUUGAAAUUCAUCUUAGUAUAUGACCAGAAAGUUCAGUAUGGUGUGGCGUACGAUAAAAUCAGGCAUGUCAUGGAAUCUGCUACUGACUUCUGGUCAAAAGCACUGACUGUUAAAUUCAACAAUUGGGAAAAGUUACUGGUGAAGAGGGAAUGUGAAAACGGGUGGCUACAGUUAUCCAGAGUGGAAAAACUACCAGUCUGCAGAAGAAGUGAAUGCAAGGAAAUUAAACACUGUUACGGUUAUCCUAUACCUGAAAAUUUUUUGUCUGCGUGUUACUACAGAAAAUACGCUAAAAAUACAUUAAGGUAUGAUGAAGGGACUGGUGUUAAACCAAAUGAACUUGUGUUAUUUAUAACUAACGUCUUCGAUGAAACAUGUGCAGAAGGUGCAUUUGCCUGGGCUACACAUUGUGAACGAGAUCCUCAGAAUCAUAGACCUUUUAUGGGCAGAGUGAACUUUUGUUCUGAGGCCAGUUCACUUAAACCUAUCGAUGAUGCAUAUUUAACUGAUAUUGCGAAGCAUGAAAUAGGACAUGUAUUAGGAAUCAGUCCCACACUGUAUUCAAUGCUGCCUGAUUUGGAACCGCAAUUCACAAUAAACAAUAACCCAAGACCAGUUCAAAAUGUCACUCGAGAAUGGUUAACACCGAGAAGAAGGUUUACCGUGAAGAAAUUAGUAAUCCGAUUACCGAAAAUGCUUGAGGAAGCGAGAAAACACUUUGGUUGCUAUGAAUUGGAUGGAAUAGAACUGCAGAAUGGUCAUUUUAGUCAUAGAAUACUUGGUAAUGACCUGAUGACACCACACAAAAUGCCAGCAUCCGUGGUGUCGAGAAUAACUCUGGCCUAUAUGGAGGAUACAAACAUGUACAGUGUGGACUACUCAAUGGCUGAUGACCUCAAAUGGGGAAAGAAUUUAGGAUGUGACUUCGUGAUGAAAACGUGCUAUGAAUUCAUAAGGAAUAGGAAGUCGAGAAGACAAGAUAUCCAACCUUUCUGUGACAAUCCCAAGAAAAAAAGUUGUGUAAACUAUGACAAUGCUCGUGGUGCUUGCAAUAUAUUUAAGUACGACAAACCUUUACCUGAAGAGUACCAGUAUAUGGAUGAUUCAUUUAAUGUUUCUGCUGCGGAAAGACAGUAUUCUGGAGGAUGGGAUUUAAUGGAUUAUUGUCCAUUUAUAGAUAUUACUGGCACUCGCAAUAGUUUGCCUUCAGUGUGCCGAUACCCAUUUCCAACGCAAUUAGAUCCAAAUACUAAUAUUUUUCUUGAAGAAAUGGGUCCAGAUUCAGCUUGCUUUGAUUUUAAUAUAUGGAAGUAUGAAUUCGGAUUCGGAUUUACUGGUGAAGCAGCCUGUCACAGAUAUAAGUGUUCAAGGAGAGAUGGCCUUCAAAUAAUAAUCAAUAAUACACCAUUCGUAUGUCCAGUAGCUGGUGGACUUCAGGACAUUGAAAUUACUAUAGGACACCGUAAAAUCAAGGCGGUUGUAGAUUGUCCUAGAUGCUCAGAUUUAUGCAAGGAUGAAUGUCCAUGGAGAAGCUGAAGGAGAAUGAGAUACCUUAUUACUGCGAAUCGUCAUCGGUUGUCAUUGUGUUUCUUUUUUUUUUGGAUAC